Salvelinus fontinalis (brook trout) is the source of this 5110-nucleotide messenger RNA. RefSeq names its product spastin-like. Gene Ontology annotation, cellular component: microtubule cytoskeleton. Gene Ontology annotation, molecular function: ATP hydrolysis activity; ATP binding. NCBI's taxonomy places the organism in Eukaryota, Metazoa, Chordata, Actinopteri, Salmoniformes, Salmonidae. The record is from RefSeq and is a predicted model, not a curated record. Bases 722 to 2170 code for a protein of 482 amino acids. The transcript has 16 exons.
ACUCCGAUAUAAAGUGUUUUUUUUCUCAAAGUUGGCGGGUUGUCACUUAUCCUACUUAUAUCAGUAUACUCGUAAGAACCUAAACAUUACGAAACUUUUAUUCGAUUAAAUAAGCCACAAGUAACAAAUAAACCAUUCAAUUGUGUUUAAUUAACCAAACGCGACACUCAUUGAUCUCCAUACAAAAACUCGCCGCUUGUUGAGCGGAGGAAAAAAGUGAACCUGGAGAAGACAGAUUUUGGGCCCAGUUAUCCCCCUCGCUUCGCGUCUUCCCCCGUUAUUUCUAAAAACAACGAAUAUUACAUUACUUUUGGUAUGCGACGGUAAACUUCCACACUAUUUAUCUACUGUCAGUGCUUAUCGAUUUACGUGACUGAAAUACAUUAUAUUUUCUUAUAUACACUUAUUACCGUAUUUAGGAUCUUGUUUAAAUGUUUGACAAGUGCGGUAGUUCCACGCAUGCGUAACUCCAACUUCCUGUUCCAACAAAACACCGAUGUCCUGCAACUGUGUGGACUGGGUCUUUACAUUGGUUUUGUUAUUAUUGUAAAAUAGACACGUUUACGAUCAUCUGUCGUAUAUAAAAAUGGUUAGAGAUAUAAUAAUACAUUGCUGAGGACGCUGACAACAUUUUCUGGUGUAUAGUUCUCUCUCUUUACUUCUGUAUUUGAGAAUCUGAUGUAGCUAGCGACUGUAACUGGUUGUACAUUAUUUCACUACCAUGUCGGCCAAAGUUAGAGCGGGGGACAGCAAAGACAACGGAGAAAUCAUUAGAAACUACCAUAAACGAGCAUUUGAAUACAUAUCCGUGGCACUAAAGAUCGACGAAGAUGACAAAGGUGUCAAGGAGGAGGCAAUCCAGUGGUAUCAGAAAGGCAUUGCAGAGCUUCAAAGGGGGAUUGCUAUUGAAGUCACAGGACAAGGAGAACAUAGUGAUCGUUCAAAGAGGCUUCAAACUAAGAUGAUCAGCAAUCUCACCAUGGCAAAGGACCGACUCGCUCUUCUAGAAGGUGCAUCAGCUUCUAAAACAAGACACAGCCCUCAGAGUCCACCAGGCCAUCUCCCUAGCCCUCCAGUGAGGCCUUCUGGUCCAAAGAACAAGCCAGGUCCAGGUGGUUCUAUGUCCAGUCACAGCAAGCCAGCAAGCACUGGCUCAAGCAGGACCAACAAUAUCAAGGUUGUCCCUCGGGCUGCAGGAAGAGGACAGAAUGGUAGACCAGCAGCAUCAGCAUCGAAGGAACCACAGAAGAGGGACAUGAAGAACUUUAAGAAUGUGGACAGCAAACUGGCCAGCUUCAUACUGAAUGAAAUCGUAGACGGCGGGUCGUCAGUGAGCUUUGAAGACAUAGCGGGUCAGGAGCUGGCUAAACAAGCUCUUCAGGAGAUAGUCAUCCUACCUGCACUCAGACCUGAGCUGUUCACUGGUCUCAGAUCCCCUGCACGAGGUCUGCUCCUCUUUGGUCCCCCAGGCAACGGAAAGACCAUGCUGGCCAAAGCAGUUGCCAUGGAGUCCCACGCCACCUUCUUUAACAUCAGUGCUUCCAGUCUGACUUCUAAAUGGGUGGGAGAGGGAGAGAAGCUGGUCAGAGCUCUGUUUGCUGUGGCCAGAGAAGUACAGCCAGCCAUCAUCUUCAUUGAUGAGAUCGACAGCCUGCUCUGUGAGAGAAGGGAGGGAGAACACGAUGCCAGCCGCCGGUUAAAAACAGAGUUUCUCAUACAGUUUGAUGGGGUGCAGUCAGAAGGGGCAGAGAGGGUUCUGGUGAUGGGCGCUACAAACAGACCACAGGAGCUGGACGAAGCUGUGCUCAGGCGAUUUGUCAAAAGGGUUCAUGUAACCUUACCAACAGAGGAGACGCGUUUCAAGUUGCUGAAGAAUCUACUGGGAAAGCAUGGACACCCACUCAACCAGAAGGAAUUAGCCCAUCUAGCAAAAAUGACGGGGGGCUAUUCAGGAAGUGAUCUUACGUCGUUGGCUAAGGAUGCUGCGCUUGGACCAAUCAGGGAACUUGGACCAGAGCAAGUGAAAAACAUGGCUGCUAGUGAUAUGCGUAACAUCCGCUGCAAGGACUUUGAGGAUUCUCUGAAGCGUAUUAAGCCCAGUGUCAGUCCCACAACCCUGGACCUCUAUGUACGAUGGAACACUGACUACGGAGACACUACAGCCUUCUAGAACCAUGGAACUAACUCAUUUCCCAGCUAGCACAUAACGUUCUGAGAACCAUUUGUUUCUUAGAGCGUGGUUGUCCUAUGGUUAUUUUGCCUUAAAACUUUUUCACAACUUUCUGGGAAUGGUACAGGGAGUCGUUUGGCUUUGGAACAUUCUCAGUACAUUUUAAGGGUAUUUCAAUGCUUUAACCAGAAGAUUUCCUAAAAGUUCAAACGUUCUGGGAACGUUCUCCAGCUGGUUUGACGUUGGGAAUGUUCUCAAAUAGUUCAGAGAAUGCUAAGAAACAACGUUCUUCUGUGGGAAUUUCAGUACUUUAAACAAAACGUUUCCUACAGAUUGCCUCGUGGUUCUAUUUAAAUUCAUGUGAAAAAAAUAAAAAUAAUUAUAAUAAUAAUAAUUUGAGAGUGUUAAAACGUUCUAUAAAAAAAAACACAAGACAACUUUAACGUUCACAGAACGUUCUAAGAAUGUUAUUAUUAAAACAUACUGUUCUCAGCGUCAACAAAACUCUCUCUAUCCUCUAUCUUGUUAAGUGUGUUCAGGUGUGUUGGCCGCGCCCACUAAUUGGCCAUAGCUCAGGGGUGUCAAACUCAUUCCACAGAGGGCCUAGUGUCUGCAGGUUUUUGUUUUUUCCUUUCAAUAAAGCCCUAGACAACCAGGUGUGGGGAGUUCCUAACUAAUUAGUGAUGUUAAUUAAUCAAUCAAGUACAAGGGAGGAGCGAAAACCCGCAGACACUCGGCCCCCCGUGGAAUGAGUUUGACACCUGUGCCAUAGCUGAUCUUAAUGCAGGGGUGUCAAACUCAUUCCACGGAGGGCCUAGUGUCUGCAGGUUUUUGGUUUUUCCUUUCAAUAAAGCCCUAGACAACCAGGUGUGGGGAGUUCCUAACUAAUUAGUGAUGUUAAUUCAUCAAUCAAGUACAAGGGAGGAGCGAAAACCCGCAGACACUCGGCCCUCCGUGGAAUGAGUUUGACACCUGUGUCUUAAUGAGUCCGUGUUUCCUUUGAAAUGGGGUCUGUUUUUAAAUAAACUAAAAUGAACAGCUUCGUAUUAGUUAUAAAACAUGGCAUGCUAGCUCCAUCCUGUUGGUGCAGUGGACUAAUUCCACGGAUAGAGAACAGAAGAUUAUAGGUUUGAAUCUCACUGAUGCCGUGUCACAAUAUAAAAUAAAUGUGUUUUGGAUGAUUUAACGCCUAAGCAAAUUCAUUGUCCAUGUGUCUUAUCUGUGCUGGGAGUUCCAAACAGUUAACCUAAGCGAGCAGUGUUAUUAAAAGUCUUAUAGAAAUAUUCAGUGAACGUUUUAAGGAAGUUUUUCAGAAACCUCCAUAUAACUUAUACAUUUCCAUUUUCACAGCACUAAUAAAAACCUCCCGGGAAAGCUGUGCCGAAUACAACAAGUAUAGACUUUACCAUUAAAUGCUUUACUUACGAGCCCUUUCCCAACAAUACAGUUAAAAAUACAACUAACAAAUAGAAGAAAAAUAAAAUAGUGAAAAUAAAAUAAAAACAUUUAAAAAAUAAAAAAUUUAAAUUAUCAAGGAAUCAGAGUAAAACGUUCUCAGAACCUCCCUGCAACCUAAAAAUGAACCCAGAACAGUCGACGUUUUCACUUCUUCUAUUCUCAGAACGUUUAAAAAAAAAUAAACAUACAUUUUUACCGCUCGGGAAGCAUAUGGCUUCGUUCUCACAACCAAUGUGAAACCUAAACCGUAUGUUCCCGUAACUUCCAACGAACCAAAUUUGCUAGCUGGGUUAGUUCCAUCGGAGACGUGAUGGAACCAGGGAUGUGUUCAUUAGUGCACACCAUAGUCUCUCCCAGUUUCAGCGUUUGCGUCAGUUUUGAGGGAGGGAGAUAGAGAAACAUAGAGUAGACCAUCACUGUAGAAUUUGAUUAAUUGCAAAUUUAGAAAAUUGCAUAGAGACAGGAAUUGCAUUCUGAUUUGUUGAUAUUGUUGUAUUGACAGCUUUGAGAGUUGAAAUUAUACUACUGUGUAUAUAGCUACUGCAUAAAGACAGGACUUUAGCCCCCCUGCCCAGACUCCCAUAUUGCCUCCUCAAGGUGUUGAAAGCGUUCCACAGGGAAGCUGGCCCAUGUUGACUCCAAUGCUUCCCACAGUUGUGUCAAGUUGGCUGGCUGGGUGGUGGACCAUUCUUGAUACACACUGGACACUAUUGAGUGUUGAAAAACCCAGCAGCGUUGCAGUUUUUGUCACAAACCGGUGCGCCUGGCACCUACUACCAUACCCCGUUCAAAGGCAAUUAACUAAACCUGUCUUGCCCAUUCACCCUCUGAAUGGCACACAUACACAAUCCAUGUCUCAAGGCUUAAAAAUCUUUUAAUUUGUAUUUUUUUUAUCUGAUUUUAAAGUGGAUUUUGCAGGUGACAUCAGUAGGGGAUCACCCGGUCAGCCUGUCAUGGAAAGAGCAGUUGUGCUUAAUGUUUUGUCCGUUCAGUGUACACGUCACCAACCACAGCUAGUGAAAUCCCUGCAACUCUAAACAAAUAGUUUUUUUAGAAUGGAUGGCUAGUAAUAAACUAGUCCUGAACAUCUCUAAAAACUAAGAGUAUUGUAUUUGGUACAAAUCAUUCUUCGCAAGUUCUAGACCUCCGCUGAAUCUGGCAAUGAAUGGUGUGGUUGUUGAGGAGACUUAACUUCUUGCGAUUGCCUUUUUAAACCAGGGAUCAUCAACUAGAUUCAACCGUGGGCCAACACAGCGCCUCUCCCUCUCUGACCUAGUCAUCUAGUUAAGUCAACUGUUCAGUACGUGUAUUAAUGUAUGCAUGUAAGUCUGUCUAUGUUAAUGUGUUUACAGACUAAAAAUACUUUACAAUUUUAAUGUAUUUUUUGUUAUUUGUCGAAAACCCAGGAAGACUAGCUGUCGCUAUUAACGGGGAUCCCAAUAAAACGUAUAAAUGGAUAAUAAAGUUGCAAUCUGAUCCAUA